AUGUGUGCUGCCCUCGCCAUGGAGAAGAGAGCCAUCCAGUACACCUUCACAACCUUUGGCCUUAACUCUGACUUGGCAGUGGACGGUGAUGAUAUCUCGGCUUCACUCAACUUCUACCACUCAGCCUACAGGCUGGUGUACCCCUGGUGGGCGGUGGACCUCAGCUACACGCGAACCAUCUACAGAGUCAGGAUCACCAUGAGACAAGAUAGUUGCUGCUUAUUAAGGUCCCACGACAUCGAAGUUCGUGUGGGUGAUGUACGGGAGGAGUCUGGAAACUUGUCGUCUUACACGUUGUUCUCCACCUACAAGGGUCCGUAUGACAUCUCUCAGGGACACAUCGCCUGUGACAGGAAGGACGGCGUCUCUGGCAGAUACAUCAGUAUCCAGCGAGUGACUCCUGAAGAUCAUAUGCUCCAGCUUGUUGAGGAAGAGGAAGAUAUCUUUUGUAUAUCUUUGUCCCUUCACUGA
Molecule: messenger RNA, 471 nt
Organism: Homarus americanus (American lobster)
Lineage: Eukaryota; Metazoa; Arthropoda; Malacostraca; Decapoda; Nephropidae
Exons: 5
Coding region: 1-471 (156 amino acids)
Source: RefSeq, a predicted model, not a curated record